GCCGCCAGGUGACGUGAACCAUGAAGUGGGGCUGGGUGUUUUUGGGAGUCUUCCUCUCACUGGGGGCCCUGUCCUGGGGGGAGAAGGGCUUGGAGAUCCCCGAGUAUGAUGGCAAAGACCGCGUCCAUACCCUCACUGCCAAGAAUUACAAGUCCAUCAUGAAGAAGUAUGACGUGAUGGUAAUCUACUACCACAAAAAUGUGGCCGGGAACCGCAGUGCCAUGAAGCAGUUGCAGAUAGAGGAGCUGGCUUUGGAGUUGAUCACAAGCCAAGCAGCAAUUAUCUUCCAGCUCGCAGCGCAAGUUCUGGACGAUCUGGAUGAUGAGGACAUCGGAUUUGGCCUGGUGGAUGAAAAGAAGGACUCCGCUGUCGCCAAGAAGCUGGGUCUGGACGAAGUGGAAAGCAUCUACAUCUUCGCUGAUAAUGAGAUCAUUGAGUACGACGGAGAGCUGGCAGCAGACACCCUGGUUGAAUUCAUCUAUGAUGUUAUCGAGGACCCUGUGGAGAUCAUUGACAACGAACGCGAGCUGAAGGGCUUUUAUAACAUGGACGAGGUUAUCAAGCUGGUCGGCUACUUCAAAAAUGAAAAGUCUCUUCAUUUCAUCGAGUAUGAUGACGCUGCUGAAGAGUUCCAUCCCUUCGUCAAAUUCUUCGCCACAUUUGAUGCGAAGAUUGCCAGGAGGCUGAAACUGAAGAUGAACGAAGUCGACUUCUACGAGCCUUUCAUGGAGGAACCCGUCACCAUUCCAGGAAAGCCCUACAUCGAGUCUGAGCUCGUUGAGUACAUCGAACAGCAUGACAGGCCCACUCUGAGGAAGCUGGAGCCUCACAGCAUGUAUGAAAUCUGGGAGGAUGACAUUGAUGGAGAGCACAUUGUGGCAUUCGCAGAGGAGGAUGACCCCGAUGGUUUUGAAUUCCUGGAAAUCCUGAAGGAGGUGGCACGCGAGAACAAUGACAACCCCAACCUCAGCAUCAUCUGGAUCGACCCCGACGAUUUCCCCCUGCUGGUCCCAUACUGGGAGAAAACCUUCCGUAUUGACCUCUCCUCUCCUCAGAUCGGAGUAGUGGACGUUGAAGACGCUGACAGUGUCUGGAUGGAAAUGGACGAUGACGACGACAUGCCCACGGCGGACGAGCUGGAGCAGUGGAUCGACGACGUUCUGUCAGGGAAGAUCGAUCCAGAUGAUGACGAUGAGGAUGAAGAUGACGACGAUGACGAUGAUGAUGAUGACGAUGACGACGACGAUGAUGAUGACGACGAUGAUGACGACGAUGAUGACGAUGAUGAUGAUGAAGAUGACGACGAUGAUGACGACGAUGAUGAUGAUGACGAUGAUGAUGAUGACGACGACGACGAUGACGACGAUGAAUAAAUGUUUACACCCACUUGUCACUUCUAUGUUUUAGCCACUCAGAAGUAGUACAAUUUUCUACAAUAUGGAGCCGAACAUGCUUUGUGUGUGUCUGCCUCGUCUACCGUUUCCUGUAAGAGACAACUUUAAAACGAGAUCUCCAUUGUCAGUUAGGACGCAACGGAUUUCUGUCUCGAUUCAUGAUGGGGGCUGUAGCUUGAAAUGUUGACAUCGUAACAAUUUUGUGACUGUCUAUAACUCUGUUGACGUCUCACCAGCCGUGGUCAAAGUGACUGUGCACAGAGAAGGAAGCAAAAGCUAGUUUAUCCCAGCAUUUUCUACGUAAUGUCUCAGAGCAUGGGAGUCACCGCUUCUCUUUUCCUUCAGUCUACUGUAAUCGUGUUUCAAAUGACGUUUUCUACUUGAUGAGGAAAAGAAACAAUUUUUAAGGAAAAUAAACCUAAAUUCACUGGACAGUCUUAAGAUCAUUACAGUCUUGGAAAGUAAUAA
Salarias fasciatus (jewelled blenny) is the source of this 1862-nucleotide messenger RNA. RefSeq names its product calsequestrin 1b (gene casq1b). The transcript is spliced from 12 exons. Gene Ontology annotation, biological process: regulation of skeletal muscle contraction by regulation of release of sequestered calcium ion. Gene Ontology annotation, cellular component: Z disc; sarcoplasmic reticulum lumen. The record is from RefSeq and is a predicted model, not a curated record. Lineage: Eukaryota; Metazoa; Chordata; Actinopteri; Blenniiformes; Blenniidae. The coding region runs from base 21 to 1373 and encodes 450 amino acids. Gene Ontology annotation, molecular function: calcium ion binding.